AGUUGCUUCCAAGCGGCGGCGGAGAAGGGUAGCCUCAGAAGUAGAGGAUGGAGACGGUGACGGCGGGGGGCAGGACGGGCACCACCGAGCGGCUGGGAUGGUCGCUGCUGCUGCUUUUGGGGCUCACCGGCCCCGCGGCGACGCUGGCCGGCUACAUCGAGGCACUUGCUGCCAAUGCCGGCACAGGAUUUGCUGUGGCUGAGCCUCAGAUUGCCAUGUUCUGUGGUAAGCUUAAUAUGCAUGUCAAUAUCCAGACUGGAAAAUGGGAACCUGAUACUUUUGGGACAAAGAGCUGUUUUGAAAGGAAAGAAGAGAUUCUGCAGUACUGCCAGGAGAUUUAUCCAGAGCUUCAGAUUACAAAUGUGGUGGAAGCCAAUGAGCCAGUCAGCAUUGAAAACUGGUGUAAAACAGGCAAGAAGCAGUGCAAAGGCCACACCCACAUUGUUGUUCCCUUCAAGUGUCUUGUGGGUGAGUUUGUCAGUGAUGUCCUCUUGGUUCCAGAAAAGUGCCGAUUCUUCCACAGGGAGCGGAUGGAUGUGUGUAAAAGUCACCAGUACUGGCACACAAUAUCAAAAGAGGCCUGUUUGACUGAGGGGAUGAUCCUGCACAGCUAUGGCAUGCUGCUUCCUUGUGGAGUAGACCAGUUCCAUGGCACAGAGUAUGUGUGCUGCCCUCAGGCCAAAAUUGUUGAUGAAGCUCUUUCCAAGGAAGAGGAAGAAGAGGAGGAGGAGGAAGAGGAGGAGGACGAAGACUAUGACAGUUACAAAAGUGAGUUCCCCACUGAGGCAAAUACAGAAGAGUUCACAGCGGCAAUAGCAACAAUGGAUGACGAAGAGGAGGAACAGGAAGAAGAUGAGGAAGAAGUGGUGGUAGAUCGGGAUUACUAUUACGAUGGCUAUAAAGAUUACAACGAAGAGCCUCCGACAGAACCAAGCAAUGAGAAAUCGCUUGCUGAGAAGGAAAUAAUGAGUGAUGUGAAAGCUGUCUGCUCCCAGGAGGCGAUGACAGGUCCCUGCCGGUCUGUGAUGCCUCGUUGGUACUUCGACAUGUACAAGAAAAAGUGCAUUCGCUUUAUAUAUGGAGGCUGCGGAGGAAACAGGAACAAUUUUGAGUCAGAGGACUAUUGUAUGGCUGUGUGUAAAAAGAUGAUUCCUCCUACUCCUGUGCCUACUGAUGAUGUGGAUGUCUACUUUGAAACACCAGCCGACGACAAUGAGCAUGCGCGUUUCCAGAAAGCAAAAGAACAGCUAGAGGUUCGACAUCACAACCGCAUGGAUCGGGUGAAGAAGGAAUGGGAAGAAGCAGAGCGCCAGGCUAAGAAUCUCCCAAAGGCCGAGAGGCAAACUCUCAUGCAGCGAUUCCAGGCAAUGGCUAAAUCUCUAGAGAAGGAAGCAGCCAGUGAGAAGCAGCAGCUGGUGGAGACUCACCUCGCUCGUGUGGAAGCCAUGCUGGAUGACCGCCGUCGCAUUGCCCUGGAAAAUUACCUAGUUGCUCUGCAGACCGAUUCUCCGCGGCCUCACCGUAUCCUGCAAGCCCUGAAGCGUUAUGUCCGGGCAGAGAACAAAGACCGCCUGCACACGAUCCGCCAUUACCAGCACGUUUUGGCUGUUGAUCCAGAAAAGGCAGCGCAGAUGAAAUCACAGGUGAUGACGCAUCUCCAUGUGAUUGAAGAGAGAAUGAAUCAAAGUCUGUCCCUGCUCUACAAGGUACCUUAUGUGGCAGAAGAAAUCCAAAGUGAGAUUGAUGAGCUCCUUCAAGAGCAGCGGGCUGACAUGGACCAGUUUACAUCUUCCAUCUCCGAAUCCCCUGUGGACGUCCAUGUGAGCUCUGAAGAGAGUGAAGAGUCUCCCCUUUUUGAUGGCAAGCCCUUCCGUCCAUUCCAGGUGAAAACUUUCCCAGCCUCAUUGGAAAAUGAAGAUUCUCAGCCGGAUUUGUACCAUCCCGUGAAAAAAGGAUCUGGCAUGGCUGACCUGGAUGGACUGAUUGGGGCAGAAGAGAAAGUAAUCAACAGCAAGAACAAGCUGGAUGAGAAUGUGGUAAUUGAUGAAACCCUUGAUGUGAAGGAAAUGAUUUUCAAUCCUGAGCGAGUCGGUGGACUGGUGGAUGAGCCGGAAAACGACAACGCGCUCCGUGACGACUUCAGCUUCAGCAGCAGCGCUCUCAUUGGUCUCCUAGUGAUCGCUGUUGCCAUAGCCACAGUCAUCGUCAUCAGUUUGGUGAUGCUGAGGAAGAGGCAGUAUGGAACCAUCAGCCAUGGGAUCGUAGAGGUUGACCCGAUGCUCACGCCAGAAGAGCGGCAUCUGAAUAAGAUGCAAAACCAUGGAUAUGAGAAUCCAACUUACAAAUACUUGGAGCAGAUGCAGAUUUAGAAGUUGUUGAAACUACCACAGCCCUGACCAGUAAAGGAUCAGGGUAGGAAGGGCCAAAAAUGGUCCAGUAUUUUGGAUCAGCUGCUGACCAACUUUUGCUUGGAGAGGACUUCAUAUUACAUUCAGAGCUCCUGGAUCAUUUAAGACUUAAUUACUACUGUAGAGUUGCAAAUUCCAUUCUUUUAAAUGGGUGAGGAAAUGAUAAUAUAACAAUAUAUGAUAUAUAAACCUUAAAUGGGAAAAUGGAUCUAUUGCAGAUAUUUGAGAUGUAGUUUUUUUUCUUUUUUAAAGAAACUUAAUCUAAUGAGAGAAAACCCCAGUGCUGUCGUAUUGUCUGAUAACAAACUCUCUGUAUAAAUGAGAAAUGUUGUUUUAUUUCUGAUAUACCACUUAUAUAUUCAAGGUCAUGUACCAACCGCAUUGUAUAAACAAGACAUUUGUGGCUCUUUGGUCAUUCUGGCUUUUAUACACACACACACACACACACACACACACAAGCAGUAUUCCUUUUUUUAAAAUAAAGUUUUCACCAAAAGUCACCCCAAAAAUUGAAAUAUUGGGGUUUAGGGUCUUUGGGAGACAAAUAACCAGGGAAGCAAAUUCACAGUAAUGGAAACCUUAUAUAAAUUCUCAGAUGCCAGUGACCUGUGCACGUCGUCUUCUGCUGCUGUGUGGCUUGGUUUUCAAAAAUCCUAGACCCUGUAGAGGUAAGGAGAGGAAAUGCUUCUGCCUUAGUGAAAUAUUGGGACCUGGUUUGUGCAGAUGGGGAUUGCAUACUUUGCCAACUUUCUGAACCUGGUCCUUGUAGAAUUGGAAGCCUGCAAUGUACGACUUCAAAUCCUCUCCUUGCUGCCUCAGCCAGCCUCCCUUGGCAGCCACUAUUGCAAGAGAGCCCAUCUUUGUUAAUGUACCCCAGGCCCACUCCCUUCCUGGUAAAUCAUGACCGUUACAGAUUAGGGAGGCUGCUGUGUCUUCCCAAGGAAGCUGGAGUCGACACUGGGGUGUCUUCAAAUAGCCCAGGCAUUUGGGGGAGCCCAUGAAUUAUUGCCACUUUGCUCUCCAUUAUGGGUGGGGUUAGGGAGGGUAGAGGGGAUAAUGUCUGAGCGAUGGACAAGGGAAGGGAAUUUGUGAAGCGUCACGGACACCGAUCCGUUCACCACCAUGUCUUUGUAAUGCUUGUAUAGUUGGUGUUAAUGCUCACAGCUUUUUAAAAAAAAUUCUGGAGGUUCUGGUAACCUGUGGUGUAUUAUUUUAUUUUCUGUGACCUUUCUUUUACCCUCCAUCCCUUACCAUGUCUCUUCCCACUAUGCACAGAUUUACUUAACCUGCAAACUCCUUAGUGUGGUCUGUGGGGAAUGUAAAAAAUUGGAAUCACAUCAAUAAACACUUUAACUUCCA
Messenger RNA from Zootoca vivipara (common lizard), 3767 nucleotides. RefSeq names its product amyloid beta precursor like protein 2 (gene APLP2). Gene Ontology annotation, molecular function: heparin binding; serine-type endopeptidase inhibitor activity; transition metal ion binding. Gene Ontology annotation, biological process: central nervous system development; axonogenesis. The record is from RefSeq and is a predicted model, not a curated record. Gene Ontology annotation, cellular component: membrane. Lineage: Eukaryota; Metazoa; Chordata; Lepidosauria; Squamata; Lacertidae.